This is a messenger RNA of Erythranthe guttata (spotted monkey flower), 681 nucleotides long. Lineage: Eukaryota; Viridiplantae; Streptophyta; Magnoliopsida; Lamiales; Phrymaceae. The record is from RefSeq and is a predicted model, not a curated record.
AUGGCGGACACAACUUCUCUGCCUACAAAAUGGGAAGUCAAUGCUCUCUUCAGCGUCUUUCUCUUUAAUCAGAUUUCGGGCAAUUAUCUUUCUUCAACAGGAAGAACGCUUUGUUUCCAAGCAACAAAGUCCGAAUGGGGAAUUUCAAAAUUUAUCUCUAGAAAGGUUUUUUCUGAUCCAUCAAAUGGAUACAUAAUCGAUGACAGUUGUGUGUUUGGUGCUGAAGUUUUUGUGGUCAAAAGAGAAGCAGUCAUUGAACGUGUGUUAUUGACGAAUGUCAAUACUUAUUACAAUCAUGCUUUGGAGAUUUCGGGUUUCUCCCAAUUGACCCAAAGAUGGGUGUCUGAAGAAUUUGAUGCUGGAGGCCAAAAAUGGAAAAUCCUUCUUUACCCAAAAGGAAAUGCAGAAGGAACUGGCAGCCAUGUUAGCAUCUAUUUGUACUAUCUUGGUACCGAAAGAGUGCAGACAUGUUUUACCGUAUGCAUGAAAAACCAGUUUGAUGAUAAACAAACUAGACGAUAUUUUUUUAGUUACUGGUUUUUAGCUUCCAGCAGUAGUUGGGGAAGGCCUGUAUACAUUGAUCUUGCAACUAUUAAUGAUCCUAACAAAGGAAUCAUUGUCAAAUAUUGUUGUCUUCUAAAUAUAAAAAUCAACGUCAAAGCUGUUGAGCGAAUAUCUUAA